AUUAGAGAAGAAAGCCAAUAUUUGCCUACCAAACUUUCAUAUAUUACUCCAUUUUCUCUCUCCAUUUUUUCAUAAAACCAAAAAGAGUUGAGCAAACAAUGAAGUUUAACAACAAAAAUAGGAGUAUCCCUUAUUUCAUUCAUUCAUUUCUAUUUAUCCUAAUUAUUAUCCUCCAAAAUAACCACAUUCUUUUAAUCCACGGUUCACCUAGCCCCAUCAAAACCGUUGUUAUUUUAGUAAUGGAAAACCGGUCCUUCGACCACAUGUUGGGUUGGAUGAAAAAACUCAACCCGAAAAUCGACGGCGUAAACGGGUCCGAGUCAAACCGGGUUUCUCUCUCUGAACCGGACUCUCCGGUUAUUUAUUACAAUGACACGGCUCAUUAUGUGGUUGACCCGGACCCGGGUCACUCAUUUCAAGCAAUGAGAGAACAGAUUUUUGGGUCGGACCAAACCGGGUCUGAUCCGGCCCCUAUGAAUGGGUUCGCACAGCAAGCGUAUUCGAUUAAUAAGAGUAUGGAAAUGGCUAGACAUGUUAUGAAUGGUUAUAGACCCGAAAUGGUUCCGGUAUAUCAAGCUUUGGUUCAAGAAUUUGCCGUGUUCGACCGGUGGUUUGCUUCCGCUCCGACCUCGACUCAACCGAACCGGCUUUUUAUUCACUCGGCUACUUCAGCUGGGGCUACUAGUAAUAUCCCGGCCUUACUCGCUAAAGGGUACCCUCAAAGGACAAUAUUCGAGAACUUGGAUAGUGAAGGAAUAUCCUUUGGAAUUUACUACCAAAAUAUUCCUGCCACAUUGUUCUACCGCAAUCUAAGAAAGCUCAAGUAUGUCACAAAAUUUUUACCCUACGGUACGUUUUUCAAAAGACAUGCUAAAGAAGGGAAGCUCCCGAGCUACGUAGUCGUGGAACAACGUUACACGGACACUAAGGCUAACCCAGCCAACGACGAUCACCCAUCACACGACGUGUACCAUGGUCAAUUGUUUGUAAAGGAGGUGUAUGAAACCCUAAGGGCUAGUCCACAAUGGAAUGAAACCCUCUUUUUGAUCACAUAUGACGAGCAUGGUGGGUUUUACGAUCAUGUCCCUAGCCCGGUUAGUGGGGUCCCUAGCCCCGAUGGUAUUGUGGGGCCAGAGCCUUUCUUAUUUAAGUUUGAUAGGUUGGGAGUUCGGGUUCCUACUAUAGCAAUUUCACCUUGGAUCGAGAAGGGUACUGUUGUUCAUAAGGCUAAAGGACCAUAUCCAACAUCAGAGUACGAGCACUCGUCGAUUGCAGCUACUGUCAAGAAACUCUUCAACCUGUCUAGCCCUUUCCUAACUAAAAGAGAUGCUUGGGCUGGCACCUUUGAGGGCAUUGUACAAACCCGAACUGAACCUAGAACAGACUGUCUUGUGCAACUGCCAAUGCCGGUGAAGAUGAGGCAGGGGGAGGCAGAUGAAAACAGGCAGCUGAGCGAGUUUCAGCAAGAGCUGAUGCAUCUUGCAGCAGUGAUGAAAGGUGACGACAUACUGUCAAGUUAUCCUGAGAGUAUAGCUAAAGGAAUGACAGUGAAGCAAGGGAAGGAGUACAUGGAAGAUGCAGUAAAGCGAUUCUUCGAGGCAGCAAGACUUGCCAAGAAGUUGGGAGUUCAUGAAGAACAGAUUGUCAAAAUGAGGCCUUCUCUCACUUCAAGACCUUUAAAAUCUGACACUCAACAACACCCUUAAGGCCCUAUAUAGUUAGUGUAUCAGUAUAGGUAGAUUAAAUCAUCUAAUCCGAAAAAUGUAUACCAAAGUUUCAGGUAGUUUUGGUGUAAUUUGGAGUGUAACAUUAUCAUAAAUAUGGGAAAUAUAAACAUUUCUUUAAGAAUA
This is a messenger RNA of Chenopodium quinoa (quinoa), 1850 nucleotides long. RefSeq names its product non-specific phospholipase C2-like. The record is from RefSeq and is a predicted model, not a curated record. Bases 99 to 1706 code for a protein of 535 amino acids. Gene Ontology annotation, molecular function: hydrolase activity, acting on ester bonds. The transcript has 4 exons. Lineage: Eukaryota; Viridiplantae; Streptophyta; Magnoliopsida; Caryophyllales; Amaranthaceae. Gene Ontology annotation, biological process: phospholipid catabolic process.